Alternaria conjuncta is the source of this 648-nucleotide messenger RNA. RefSeq lists its product as uncharacterized. The transcript is spliced from 4 exons. The coding region runs from base 1 to 648 and encodes 215 amino acids. Lineage: Eukaryota; Fungi; Ascomycota; Dothideomycetes; Pleosporales; Pleosporaceae. The record is from RefSeq and is a predicted model, not a curated record.
AUGACAACCAAACAACAUCGCCGCGGCGGGAAGUCGCUCCUUGACUUGCCUGGAGAGCUACGCAACGCGAUCUACGAGCACUUCAUCGAUCUCAACACAUGCGCGUGUGACACCAACGCCAUCAACCUACUAUGGGUCAACCGGCAAAUCCGCGCUGAGUUCAGAUCAUUGUACUUCAGUCAGGGCAAUGCCAAAGUUUACCUCGACGGCAUCGCAAGCUUCCUACGCGCCUUCAUCCAGAUCCCUUCUACAACCUUGAUGCUUGACGACGUUGCUUGCAAAAUUCGCGUGGAGCUCCGUGGCAGGCAAAUAGAUUACAAAAAUUGGCAAAUCGAUCUGGUGGACGUCAUCUUGGUCAUGCGACAGUAUCCUCUGCUCAGCAUCAAAUGGAACUUGAUCCCGCCUGGCCACUCCGAGACACACAGUGACUUAGGGUUAGCUGAAUAUGUGUCCAUUCUGAAGGAUAUGGACGAUCACGAGUUUGCGAAGUUGUCUUCCAUCUGGCUUCUUAUUCAUGAUGGGCCAUUGGGCGGAGACAUUUACACCUUUCUGGAACGUGGUUGUACGGAACAAGAUACCGAUGAUAUCCAGCUCAAGAUUGGGGGAAUUAACCGUGCCCCGAGGCGCACACGAUAUCUCGGAGAGUAG